UCAUGUUUCCUCGAACCUAGGCAUCUGAUCGCUCUUAAAAUCCAGUUUUUCGUGGAAUUAUAUUCUCUACUAUUCUAUGAGGCACUGAUCGAAGACUAGAUUAAAUGAAAUCUCUGAAAAGGUCUGUCUCUCGCCAUACUAUGGCAACUCUCUACCUUCCCUUGUCGUCGUCUUCUGACCCUCGCUGUCUCUUUGUGCGAAUCUCCUGUCAGUUCUCUAAUCCCCCUCAUCCUGAACUGAAGGAGGUUGCCUCGGGGCCCCUUGGUGUCCCCCUUCCCUGCUUACAGACUCUCUCCUCUGGCUCAGUGUGGGGGUCCUGGGCUGUCUCUUACAUGCUGGCUCCAGACAUUCUCUCAGGAAACGGGGACCCAAGGAGCUGCGCUCUAAUCAAGCAGUGGGUGAAUUAUGCAGAGACUGAAGUGUUGCCGGCAGCCUACGGAGAGGAGCACUCGCAGGCGAAAGAUCGCUCUCGAUUAGAGUUCCAGAGAGUACUGGAAUUUCUGGACAGUCACCUAAAAGUGCGCACUUAUCUUGUGGGCGAAAGAGUCAGUCUUGCUGAUAUUGCGGUGUCGUGCUGUCUCAUCCGACCUUACAGCAAGGUCCUGCCUCCAUCCACAAGUCAGACAUUUCCCAAUCUCACCCGUUGGUUCUGGACCUGUAUAAACCAGCAGCAGUUUAAGGAGAUCCUGGGGGAGGUGAAGCUCUAUAGUGCUGACACCACAGACUCUUCUGCUGCUCCUGUUGCUACCUCGCCCAAUGCUCCCCCUGCCAAAACACCUGCCCAGUUAAAGAAAGAGUCUAAGAAGAAAGAGAAACUUGAGAAAUUUCAGCAGAAGCAAGACAAGAUAAAGGGACACCAGACAGAGAAAAAGCCAAAACUAGAAAAGAAAGAGAAGAAGGAGUUGGGAGUGAUUACGUAUGACAUUCCCACCCCUGCUGGUCAGAAGAAAGAUGUCACUGGUUCAAUGCCCGAUUCCUAUAGUCCUCAGUACGUAGAAGCUGCAUGGUAUUCAUGGUGGGAAAAGGAGGGAUUCUUCAAACCAGAAUAUGGGAGGAGCAGUAUCUCCGAACCAAGUCCUAAGGGCACCUUUAUGAUGUGUAUACCUCCCCCAAAUGUGACUGGAUCUCUGCAUCUAGGACAUGCUCUUACUAAUGCCAUUCAGGACAGUUUAACCCGCUGGCACCGAAUGCGUGGUGAACUUACUCUGUGGAACCCUGGCUGUGACCACGCAGGUAUUGCCACCCAGGUAGUGGUGGAAAAGAAAUUAUGGAGAGAGAAACGGAAAACUCGCCAUGACCUGGGGAGAUCGGCAUUCAUCGACGAGGUCUGGAAAUGGAAGAGAGAGAAGGGAGAUCGGAUCUAUCACCAGCUCAGGAUAUUGGGCAGUUCCCUGGACUGGGACAGAGCCUGCUUCACCAUGGACCCAAAACUCUCGUAUGCGGUCCAGGAGGCCUUUGUCCGCUUGCAUGAUGCUGGGGUGAUUUAUCGCAGCAAGCGCCUCGUUAACUGGUCCUGCACUCUCAACUCUGCUAUUUCAGACAUCGAGGUGGACAAGAAGGAAUUGAGUGGGCGUACUCUGCUCCCUGUGCCCGGGUACAAAGAGGGAGUGGAGUUUGGAGUUCUGGUGUCAUUUGCUUACAAAGUGCAGGGAACAGAUGAGGAAGUUGUCGUGGCAACAACCAGAGUGGAGACGAUGCUGGGAGAUACAGCUGUGGCUGUACAUCCCCAGGACCAGAGGUACCAGCAUUUAAAGGGGAAGUAUGUGGUGCAUCCCUUUGCCUCCCGGCUGCUGCCUAUUGUGUUUGAUGAAUUUGUGGACAUGAGCUUCGGGACAGGCGCCGUGAAGAUCACCCCGGCACACGAUCAGACAGAUUAUGAAGUAGGAAUGCGCCAUUCUCUGGACUUCGUUAACAUUAUGGAUGAUAAUGGAAUUCUUAUCAAUGUACCACAACAGUUUAUGGGAAUGAAGCGUUUUGAAGCAAGAAAAGCGGUUUUAGAUGCUUUGAAAGAAAAGGGUGUAUUUAAGGAAAUCAAAGAUAACCCCAUGGUCGUCCCAAUAUGCAGCCGUUCCAAGGACAUUGUGGAGCCCCUGCUGAAGCCUCAGUGGUAUGUCCGCUGCGAUGAGAUGGGGAAGAGAGCGGCUGAUGUUGUACGCAAUGGACAAUUGUCAAUCAAGCCAGAGUUCCACACCAAGACCUGGUUCAGCUGGAUGGACAACAUCAGAGAUUGGUGCAUUUCUCGACAGCUUUGGUGGGGACAUCGCAUUCCAGCCUACUUUGUUACAAUCAGUGACCCAUCUGUUCCACCAGGAGAGGAUACAGAUGGCAAGUACUGGGUCAGUGGUCGGUCUGAAGAAGAAGCGAGAAACAAAGCUGCAAAACAAUUUAAUGUAGACCCAGCAAAAGUGUCUCUGCAGCAAGAUGAAGAUGUUCUUGACACUUGGUUUUCAUCUGGAAUUUUCCCCUUCUCUAUUUUCGGGUGGCCCAACGAGUCCGAGGACCUGAGCAUUUUCUAUCCCGGGACUCUCCUUGAGACGGGUCAUGAUAUUCUUUUCUUCUGGGUGGCUCGGAUGGUGAUGCUUGGUCUCACUCUAACUGAAAAACUGCCCUUCAAAGAGGUAUAUCUCCACGCCAUUGUUCGUGAUGCUCAUGGCCGUAAAAUGAGCAAAUCUCUGGGAAAUGUCAUCGAUCCGUUGGACGUGAUCAAUGGGAUUACUCUGGAGGGUCUCCAUACUCAGCUUCAAGACAGUAACUUGGAUCCAGCAGAGCUGGAGAGAGCUAAGCAAGGACAGAAAUCAGACUACCCCAGCGGGAUCCCGGAGUGUGGGACGGAUGCGCUGAGAUUUGCUUUGUGUGCUUACACUAGUCAAGGUCGGGACAUUAAUCUGGAUGUGAACAGAAUCCUUGGUUAUCGUCAUUUUUGCAACAAACUCUGGAAUGCCAUCAAGUUUGCCAUGAGGGGUCUGGGAGAGAACUUUGUCCCUCCUGAUUCUGCAAUGUUCACUGGACAGGAGAGUCUUGUUGACCUUUGGAUCAUGAGCCGUCUCAGCUUUGCAGUGGAUUUGUGUAACACGGGAUUCCAGAAUUACGACUUUCCUGGAAUUACCACUGCCAUUUACAACUUCUGGCUCUAUGAGUUAUGUGAUGUCUACCUGGAGUGUUUGAAACCCGUAUUUAGCGGUUCUGAUGAAGCAGCCAUAGCCAUAGCACGGUACACUUUAUACACGUGUCUAGAUGCCGGACUACGUCUCCUCUCCCCCUUAAUGCCUUUCCUCACAGAAGAACUCUAUCAGCGCCUUCCUCGGCGUUCUCCAGGUCAAGCUCCCAGCAUCGUUGUUACUACCUACCCGGACACCACAGAGUUCGGCUGGCGAGAUGUUGAGGUAGAAAGGAAUAUGGAUCUUGCACUUCUUCUGGUGAAGUCAAUUCGGUCUCUCCGGGCGGAUUAUAAUCUCACCAAAACCAAGGCUGACUGUUACGUGAAAUGUCAGGACGAAAAAACCAGUGCCAUUGUAGCUGCUCACUCCUCUUACAUCACUGUUCUGUCAUCAUCGCGGUCUCUAUUGCUCCUGACUGCCGUGGACCCUGCUCCAGCCGGGAGUGCUGUCAACACCGCAUCCGACAAAGCUACUGUCUACCUUAUUCUAAAGGGCUUGAUUGAUGUGGACAAGGAACUUGCCAAGCUGCAAGCAAAGAGGACGGAGCUGGGCCGACAACUGGAACGGCUAAGGGAGAGGAUGGCGAGUGCGGAUUAUCGCACCAAGGUGCCCGCUGCUGUGCAGCAACAAGAUGCAGACAAGCUGAAACAAACAGAGACAGAGUUCCAGAAAGUGGAAGAAGCUACAGUGAACUUUCAGAAAAUGGUGUAAAGCAUUUUGUUCAUACUGUGGACUUUAAUCGAACACCUCCCGCACCCCUUACCAAACGCUGCUGUAUGAGGGUUUUUAUAGAAAACGUAAAAAAUCUGACACUUGAACUCGGCAUCGGAUUUAAUAAAACCUAUAGAAAACCA
This is a messenger RNA of Pelobates fuscus (common spadefoot toad), 4012 nucleotides long. RefSeq names its product valyl-tRNA synthetase 1 (gene VARS1). The record is from RefSeq and is a predicted model, not a curated record. NCBI's taxonomy places the organism in Eukaryota, Metazoa, Chordata, Amphibia, Anura, Pelobatidae. Gene Ontology annotation, biological process: valyl-tRNA aminoacylation. Gene Ontology annotation, cellular component: cytosol. Gene Ontology annotation, molecular function: valine-tRNA ligase activity; ATP binding; aminoacyl-tRNA deacylase activity. The transcript is spliced from 31 exons. The coding region runs from base 105 to 3869 and encodes 1254 amino acids.